This is a messenger RNA of Stylonychia lemnae, 963 nucleotides long. NCBI's taxonomy places the organism in Eukaryota, Ciliophora, Spirotrichea, Sporadotrichida, Oxytrichidae. The record is from the annotation of a GenBank genome assembly.
AUGCAAACAAAAUAAUUAUCAUGCCUUAAGCAACUUGGGACAAACUAACUUGGAGAUAUUUUGUAGUGUCUAGAGCUGCCUGAAAUCAUAAGAUUCUAGCUAACUUGCCAAGAUCUGUUUCAUAAACUCAAGAAUAAGAAUUCAAUUUGGCUCUCUAUACUUUAAAGCUGGAUGCAAGAUGAGAAUCAUUCAGUAGUUAUUCAUCAGAACGAGUAUAUUCCAUAAAUACUCAGGUUGAACUCUGCACAAUUCAACAAAAUGUGCAAGUAUCAAAGCCAAGUUUAUGAAAUUUUAAUGAGCAUUCAUUAAUUGACAAGCUAAUGUCUUCAUUCUGAUAGUCAUUUAAUGAUUGAAGGAAUAGAGUCCUCAACUUAGGAUUAUGAUUAAUCAAUCAUGAAAACUGUUUAAAGACAUAAAAAUGAUUAUUUUUGGAGUUCUGAGGGUUCAAAAAAUGAAUCUGAUCAAGAGUAUUUGAUUUACAAAAUUGCCAGCAGAGAUCAAUCUGAAAGUGCAUUAAUAACAUCCAUUGUAAUGAAAGUAUUUUAGGCUAAUUUUCAAUUUAAUGAUCCUCUCUAUCCUCCAAAAUAAAUCCAGAUUGAAAUCGGCAAUGAAUUGGAAAAAUAUCAUUACAAGAGCAAGAUCUUCUAAGUUAUUCAAAAUACCUAAGAUGAAUAAAAAUUUUCACUUUAUCCUGAUCUGGUUUGCGGUCAAUAUAUUAAGAUAACAUUAUUUGGUAAACCUCAAAUUUAAAGAAUGAAUGGGUAAAGAUACAUUGCUAUUGGCUAUGUAGGAUUAAUAGGAUAAAAUUUGAGAUUUAUUUAACAGGCUAACAUCACUAAUCUAUUAGCAAGUGAAGAAUUGCAAAUCAAGGAAAGAGAAUCUGAUCAGAAUGAGGAGUUAAAAACUUGUGAAAAAUGCAUUAAUUUGCAAGAGUAGCAAAAUUUUGAUAGUCUAAAAUUUUGA